This is a messenger RNA of Eruca vesicaria subsp. sativa (arugula), 420 nucleotides long. The record is from the annotation of a GenBank genome assembly. NCBI's taxonomy places the organism in Eukaryota, Viridiplantae, Streptophyta, Magnoliopsida, Brassicales, Brassicaceae.
AUGUCAGGCUCUUUCUUGAAUACUGAGAGUAAUGGAAAUGUGACCAAAACUGGUAGCUUAAGUGUAUCUCUGUCUAGACCAGAUGGUCAGCUGGAUUACAAGUCUAACUUGAUUUCACUAAGAGCAACGACCCAUGACGAGGAAGUGUUCAGUUUCCACAGCGACAACUCUCCAUGCCAGGGCUUUGAAGAUGUCUUAUCAUGUUACAGAAGAAUCACACCUAACUUGCUUUUAUCAGGGCCAACGUCUCAUGUACCGCUCAUCGAUGCUGAAGUAGACAUUGUUGAAAAAAACAACCGACAGUUUCGUGUUCUGGUGAUUGUCGCUGAUGGACAGGUAACGAGAGGUUUUAAUACGUCUGAUGGAGACCUCAGUAAACAAGAGAGAACAACUAUCAACGCCAUUGUUAACGCUAGGUGA